AUGCAACAGGGAGGAAGAUAGGAGUAGUGUGUGUGAUGCAACAGGGAGGAAGAUAGGAGUAGUGUGUGUGUGAUGCAACAGGGAGGAAGAUAGGAGUAGUGUGUGUGUGAUGCAACAGGGAGGAAGAUAGGAGUAGUGUGUGUGAUGCAACAGGGAGGAAGAUAGGAGUAGUGUGUGUGAUGCAACAGGGAGGAAGAUAGGAGUAGUGUGUGUGAUGCAACAGGGAGGAAGAUAGGAGUAGUGUGUGUGAUGCAACAGGGAGGAAGAUAGGAGUAGUGUGUGUGAUGCAACAGGGAGGAAGAUAGGAGUAGUGUGUGUGAUGCAACAGGGAGGAAGAUAGGAGUAGUGUGUGUGAUGCAACAGGGAGGAAGAUAGGAGUAGUGUGUGUGAUGCAACCGGGAGGAAGAUAGGAGUAGUGUGUGUGAUGCAACAGGGAUGGCAGUGACGUGUCAAGGCACAUAUGCCAUUUAAAAAGGCAGCUUCCUGCUUCACUCCCACCCCAGAGCAGGCAGUGGUUUCUGACACUACUUGCCACCGGCCCGGGCAAUAAAAAAUACAAUUAAAACCAGAAGAAUUGAUCGUUUAUGGCAGGCCUGGGCAACUCCAGUCCCCGGGAGAGUGAUUGGUGGUCACACUUUUACCCCCAGCCCCAGGUAACACACCUGACUCCAACAAUCAACUAAUAAUGAUCUUCAGUUAAAAAUGCAGUUUAAAUCAAUGUGUUUGCUAGAUGGGGUGGAUGGGGAGAAAGUGUGACACCAAUCAUGCCCCAGAGGACUGGAGUUGCCCAGGACUGAUUUAUGGAGUAGGUGUACUCCACCUUAAUUAUAUAGGCCUAUGGGUUACAACAUGACUUAUGAGUUAGGCUAUCAUUCAGCGUCGUAACCGACUUCACUGGGCAAAUGCUCACCUUCACUGGCGCGCUGGAGAAGUGUGCUCUUCAAAGAUGAAUCCCUUUUUCAAGAUGGCGUCGUGUGGGCGAGUGGUUUGCUGACGUCAACGUUGGGAACAGAGUGCCCCGUGGUGGUGGAGUUAUGGUACGGUCAGGCUUAAGCUAGGGACAACGAGCACAAUUGCAUUUUAUCGAUGGCAAUUUGAAUGCACAGAGAUACUGUGACUAGAUCCUGAAGCCCGUUGUCGUGCCAUUCAUCCGCCGCCAUCACCUCAUGUUUCAGCAUAAUGCACUGUCCAAUGUCGCAAGGAUAUGUACACAAUUCCUGGAAACUGAAAAUGUCCUAGUUCUUCCAUGGCCUUCAUACUCACCAGACAUGUCACCCAUUGAGCAUGUUUGGGAUGCUCUGGAUCGACAUGUACGGCAGCGUGUUCCAGUUCCUGCCAAAUUCCAGCAACUUCCCUCAGCCAUUGAAUAGGAGUUGAAGAGGAGUUGGGACAACAUUCCACAGGCCACAAUCAACAGCCUAAUCAACUCUAUGCGAAGAAGAUGUCACGCUGUAGGAGGCAAAUGGUGGUCACACCAGAAACUGACUGGUUUUCUCAUCCACACCCCUACUCUUUUUGUUAUUUAUUACCAACAGAUGCAUAUAUGUAUUCUCAGUCAUGUGAAAUCCAUAGAUUAGGGCCUAAUGAAUGUAUUUAAAUUGACAUAUUUCCUUAAAUGAACUGUAACUCAGUAAAAUCUUUGAAAUUGUUUCAUGUUUAAAUUCUAUCAUGGAAAUACAUGUAUUUCCUGUCACCGCGUCAUUUACAGUUUCUAUGCCUUUUAGUUUUCUAUGUAGACCAAUGCAUCGGUGAAAUUUGAAAAUCAUCUAAGGAUUGUUGUGUUUUUAGGAAGUGAUGUUCAUUCUUGUAGAAUCAUGUUCUUCCGUAUUGUUAUCGUGCUCUUAUCAAGUUGUUAACGUUCUUAGAAUAGUGUUGCAAAUAGUCUGGUAACUUUUCCAAAAAAUUCCCUGGUUUACCAGAAAUCCUGGUUGGAGGAUUCCCAUAUUUCCUGCUUUAUUCCCUUGCAAAUCCAGGAAUCAUACAACCAGAAUUUCUGGAAAACCAGGGAAUUUUUUGGUAAAGUUACCAGAAUUUUUGCAACCCUAUUCUUAGCUUUAUCUUUACAAAAUAGAAACGUGGAAAUAUUCUGGGGAUGAACAUGCCUCCUCUUCAAUAUGUACCCAUAGUUCCUCUUCACUGUAUUUAAUGAUACAAUAUGUACACAUAGUUCCUCUUCACUGUAUUUAAUGAUAUAAUAUGUACCCAUAGUUCCUCUUCACUGUAUUUAAUGAUAUAAUAUGUACCCAUAGUUCCUCUUCACUGUAUUUAAUGAUACAAUAUGUACCCAUAGUUCCUCUUCACUGUAUUUAAUGAUACAAUAUGUACCCAUAGUUCCUCUUCACUGUAUUUAAUGAUAUAAUAUGUACCCAUAGUUCCUCUUCACUGUAUUUAAUGAUACAAUAUGUACCCAUAGUUCCUCUUCACUGUAUUUAAUGAUACAAUAUGUACCCAUAGUUCCUCUUCACUGUAUUUAAUGAUACAAUAUGUACCCAUAGUUCCUCUUCACUGUAUUUAAUGAUACAAUAUGUACCCAUAGUUCCUCUUCACUGUAUUUAAUGAUACAAUAUGUACCCAUAGUUCCUCUUCACUGUAUUUAAUGAUACAAUAUGUACCCAUAGUUCCUCUUCACUGUAUUUAAUGAUACAAUAUGUACCCAUUGUUCCUCUUCACUGUAUUUAAUGAUACAAUAUGUACCCAUAGUUCCUCUUCACUGUAUUUAAUGAUACAAUAUGUUGUAAGUAAAAGCCCUUAGGUGGCGAGUUGAUACAAUUCCAAGGCUGAGAGGUUAAACCCCCCCCCCCCUCAGAUUUAUGAAGAUGUCAAACAUUCCUUUUUAUUCUGAGUUUUACUUGUCCAUAUAAAGUCUGUUAAAAUAAUGUCUUCGGUGGGGCAAUUGGUAUCACUGAAAAAUGCUGCUUCUCUGUGUGUUCAGUUCAUAAAAACGGUGUCACAGAGAGUCUGAGAAAGCAGUUAGCUUUAAAUAAUUUCCCUCUGUGCAGAUAAAUAUAGCCGGCCCCGUAGAAGGAGGACACAAUAGGAAGAUAUGAAAUUGGAUCUGUUGAAAUCAAACCCACUACAGCACAUGGACUGCGGCAGGUAGCCUAGUGGUUAGAGCGUUUGGCCAGUAACUGAAAGGUUGCUGGAUCGCAUCCGCGAGCUGAAAAGGUAAAAAUCUGUCAUUCUGCCCCUGAACAAGGCCAUUAACCCACUGUUCCCCUGAACAAGGCCAUUAACCCACUGUUCCCCUGAACAAGGCAGUUAACCCACUGUUCCCCUGAACAAGGCAGUUAACCCACUGUUCCCCUGAGCAAAGCCAUUAACCCACUGUUCCCCUGAGCAAGGUCGUUAACCCACUGUUCCCCUGAGCGAGGCAGUUAACUGGACUGGCCCUCUCUUUCUCUCUCUCUCUCUAUCUCUCUGUGUGGACUGGACUGGCCCUCUCUCUCUCUCUCUCUGUGUGGACUGGACUGGCCCUCUGUCUCUUUGCCUGUCUCUCUCUCUGUCUCUCUCUCUGUCUCUCUGUCUGGCCCUCUCUCUCUCUGUGGGGACUAGCUCUGGCACAAUUCUAGGAUCAGCUUCUCUUCUGCCAAUCCUAACCAUCAAAUUGUAUUUGUCACUUGCACCGAAUACAACAGGUGUAGUUGACCUUAAAGUGAAAUGCUUACUUACAAGCCCUUAACCAACAAUGCAGUUUUAAGAAGAAAAUAAACUAAAAAUAAACUGAAGUAAAUAAAUAAAUAAAAAUAACAAUUCAUUAAGGAGCAACAAUAAAAUAACAGUAGCGAGGCCAUAUACAGGGGUACCGGUUAGUCGAGGUAAUAUGUACAUGGUGCUCCGGUACCGCUUGAGAGAACAGUCUAUGACCAGGGUGGCUGGAGUCUUUGACAAUUUUUAGGGUUCUUCCUCUGACACCACCUGGUAUAGACGUUCUGUAUGGCAGGAAGCUUGGCCCCAGUGAUGUACUGGGCCGUAUGUACUACCCUCUGUUGUGUCUUGCGGUCGGAGGGUGGGCAGUUGCCAUACCAGGCAGUGCAACAAGUCAGGAUGCUCUCGAUGGUGCAGCUGUAGAACUUUUUUGAGGAUCUGAGGACCCAUGCCAAAUCUUUUCAGUCUACUGAGGGGGAAUAGGCGUUGUCGGGCCUUCUUCAUGACUGUCUUGGUGUGUUUGGACCAUGAUAGUUUGUUGGUGAUGUGGACACCAAGGAACUUGAAGCCCCCGUCGAUGAGAAUGGCAUUGUCCUCGGUCUAACUCACUUUGGCUACGGACAACGUAGGUCUAACUCACUAACUCAAAGUGAUCACACAGUCGUCCGGAUUAGCUGAAGCUCUCGUGCAUGUUUCAGUGUUACGUGCCUCGAAGCGAACAUAGCAGUUAUUUAGCUCGUCUGGUAGGCUUGUGUCACUGGGCAGCUCUCAGCUGUUCUUCCCUUUGUAGUCUGUAGUAGUUUUCAAGCCCUGCCACAUCCGACGAGCAUCGGAGCCGGUGUAGAAUGAUUCAAUCUUAGCCCUGUAUUGACGCUUUACCUGUUUGAUGGUUCAUCAGAGGGCAUAGCGGGAUUUCUUAUAAGCUUCCAGUUUAGAGUCCCACUCCUUGAAAGGGGCAGCUCUACCCUUUAGCUCAGUGUGGAUGUUGCCAGUAAUCCAUGGCUUCUGGUUGGGGUAUGUACGUACAAUCACUGUGGGGACGAUGUCAUCAAUGCACUUAUUAAUGAAGCCAGUGAUUGAUGUGGUGUACUCCUCAAUGCCAUUGGAUGAGUCCCGGAACAUAUUCCAGUCUGUGCUAGCAUAACAGUCCUGUAGCUUAGCAUCUGCGUCAUCUGACCACUUCCAUAUUGAGCGAGUCACUGGUACUUCCUGCUUCGGUUUUUGCUUGAAAGCAGGAAUCAAGAGGAUAGAGUUAUCCAGUCCCCCUCCUCUCUUUCUCUCCCAGUCCCCCUCCUCUCUCUCUCUGUCCCCAUCCUCUCUCCCAGUCCCCCUCCUCUCUUUCUCUCUCCCAGUCCCCCUCCUCUCUCUCUCUCUGUCCCCCUCCUCUCUCUCUGUCCCCCUCCUCUCUCUCUGUCCCCAUCCUCUCUCUCUCUCUCUGUCCCCAUCCUCUCUCCCAGUCCCCCUCCUCUCUUUCUCUCUCCCAGUCCCCCUCCUCUCUUUCUCUCUCCCAGUCCCCCUCCCUCUCUCUCUCUGUCCCCCUCCUCUCUCUCUCUCUGUCCCCCUCCUCUCUCUCUCUCUGUCCCCCUCCUCUCUCUCUCUCUGUCCCCCUCCUCUCUCUCUCUCUGUCCCCAUCCUCUCUCUCUCUCUGUCCCCAUCCUCUCUCUCUCCCAGUCCCCCUCCUCUCUUUCUCUCUCCCAGUCCCCCUCUCUCUCUCUCUCUCUCUCUCUCUGUCCUCCUCCUCUCUCUCUCUCUCUCUCUCUCUGUCCUCCUCCUCCUCUCUCUCUGUCCUCCUCCUCUCUCUCUCUCUGAGAAUAAAUAGAAUAAAUAAAAAUGAGAAUCAAAAUUGUCAACGGGACAACAGUAACAACAAUAACCAAGGGUCACAAUAACCAGACACUGAACAAUAACAACAGUAACAACAGUAACCACAGUAACAACAGUAACAACAGUAACCAAGGGUCACAAUAACCAGACACUGAACAAUAACAAUAAGUAUACAGUAGAGGACAUGUGCAGGUUGAUUGGUCUGUCAGACACUGUCCCUCAACUUAUGGCAGGCAGCAAUGUAGUGCGCUGCCAACCCACAGCUCUCUGCGUCCUCCCCCAACAGGACGGGUAGCCUGUCCUCGUCAGAGAGGUCUUUGAAACCUUCAAUAAGGGUUUUAAAUUUGGGGAAAUGACACUCUCUCUAAUUGUUUUAUAUUGUUGACAUUUUGUCAGGAAAUGCAGCUCCGUCUCAGGUUCUGGCAAGGCCUUUCCUCUACAGGGAGCCAGGUUCUGCUGUGGUGCAGUGGUUGCACAGCCUUUCCUCUACAGGGAGACAGGUUCUGCUGUGGUGCAGUGGUUGCACAGCCUUUCCUCUACAGGGAGCCAGGUUCUGCUGUGGUGCAGUGGUUGCAAGGCCUUUCCUCUACAGGGAGACAGGUUCUGCUGUGGUGCAGUGGUUGCACAGCCUUUCCUCUACAGGGAGAAAGGUUCUGCUGUGGUGCAGUGGUUGCACAGCCUUUCCUCUACAGGAAGCCAGGUUCUGCUGUGGUGCAGUGGUUGCAAGGCCUUUCCUCUACAGGGAGACAGGUUCUGCUGUUAUGCAGUGGUUGCACAGCCUUUCCUCUACAGGGAGAAAGGUUCUGCUGUGGUGCAGUGGUUGCAAGCCCUUUCCUCUACAGGGAGCCAGGUUCUGCUGUGGUGCAGUGGUUGCACAGCCUUUCCUCUACAGGAAGCCAGGUUCUGCUGUGGUGCAGUGGUUGCAAGGCCUUUCCUCUACAGGGAGCCAGGUUCUGCUGUUAUGGAGUGGUUGCACAGCCUUUCCUCUACAGGGAGCCAGGUUCUGCUGUGGUGCAGUGGUUGCAAGGCCUUUCCUCUACAGGGAGACAGGUUCUGCUGUGGUGCAGUGGUUGCACAGCCUUUCCUCUACAGGGAGCCAGGUUCUGCUGUGGUGCAGUGGUUGCAAGGCCUUUCCUCUACAGGGAGACUGGUUCUGCUGUGGUGCAGUGGUUGCACAGCCUUUCCUCUACAGGAAGCCAGGUUCUGCAGUGGUUGCAAGGCCUUUCCUCUACAGGGAGACAGGUUAUGCUGUGGUGCAGUGGUUGCACAGCCUUUCCUCUACAGGGAGACAGGUUCUGCUGUGGUGCAGUGGUUGCACAGCCUUUCCUCUACAGGGAGCCAGGUCCUGCUGUGGUGCAGUGGUUGCACAGCCUUUCCUCUACAGGGAGCCAGGUUCUGCUGUGGUGCAGUGGUUGCACAGCCUUUCCUCUACAGGGAGCCAGGUUCUGCUGUGGUGCAGUGGUUGCACAGCCUUUCCUCUACAGGGAGCCAGGUUCUGCUGUGGUGCAGUGGUUGCACAGCCUUUCCUCUACAGGGAGCCAGGUUCUGCUGUGGUGCAGUGGUUGCAAGGCCUUUCCUCUACAGGGAGCCAGGUUCUGCUGUGGUGCAGUGGUUGCAAGGCCUUUCCUCUACAGGGAGACAGGUUCUGCUGUGGUGCAGUGGUUGCAAGGCCUUUCCUCUACAGGGAGACAGGUUCUGCUGUGGUGCAGUGGUUGCACAGCCUUUCCUCUUACAGGGAGCCAGGUUUUCCUGUGUCUACCCUUCUCAAUGUCAAGGUUUUUCUAAGGUUUUGAUCAGUAACCAUGGUCAAAUAGUUAUCCACGGUGUACUGUCGACUUAGGGCCAGAUAGCACUGCAUUUUGCUUUGUGAUUGUGUUUCUCAAUAGGUCAUGUGGUUUUGUUUUGACUGUGUUGUAAUUUGUUUCAUUCUGAUUGAUUGGAUGUUCUGGUCCGGAGGCUUCAGUGUGUUAGUAGAACAGGUUAGUGAACUCAGGACCAGCUGGUGAGGGGACUGUUUUCUUUGCUCAGCUCUUGGCAUUGCAGGGCUUGGUAAUGAUAUGAGAGGGGGUCACUGUGUUUUAGAUGUUUCCAAAACUGAAUUGCUCUUUUUUGAGUUUUUGUUAUUAGUGGAUAUUGGCCUAAUUCUGCCCUGCAUGCAUUGUUUGUAGUUUUCCUCUGGACAUGUAGGAGAAUCUUACAGAACUCUGCAUGCAGGGUUUCAAUGGGGUGUUUGUCCAAUUUGAUUAAAUCUUGUUUUGCAAGUGGACCCCACACCUCGCUGCCAUAAAGUACAAUUGGUUCAGUGACAUAUUCAAUUAGUUUUAGCCAAAUUUGAAUAGGUAUUUCAAUUUGAAUGAGCUUUUUAAUGGCGUGGAAUGCCCUGCCUGCUUUCUCUCUCAGUUCAUUCACUGCCUCAUUAAGGUGUCCAGUUGAGCUUAUUUUUAAACCUAAGUAAUUGUAGUGUGCAGUUCUCUAUAUAUUUUAUACCAAUUGAGAACAUUGGUCUAAUUCCCUGAGAUCUGGAUCUUCUCUGGAAAAUCAUUAUUUUAUUCUCUCUCUUCUCACUCACUCACUCACUCACUCACUCACUCACUCACACUCACUCACUGAACUAGAGAACCCAUGCUGGGUUUCAGGGGGAGUUCUAGGGUUUUCUGGGAAUUAUGAGGUGACCGUGAUGAAUUGUGCCCCUCACCAUAUGCACAUAUGCAGACCCACACAUGAAAAUUAGCAGUAACACACACACAUCACACACAUACUGAAUGAAAUGUCAUGGCAACUCUGAUAACGGUGGUAUGACCUUAGUAGGGCCUGAUAAGCCCAUCAUACACGUCCUCUCUCUGUGUGAGAGGGAGGGACAACAACAAACAGGCAUAUCUGUUAUAUAGCAGCUCCGGAUAGAACACAGACUGAGAUCUAGCACCCACCUGUCACAGACUGAGAUCUAGAACCCAUCUGUCACAGACUGAGAUCUAGAACCCACCUGUCACAGACUGAGAUCUAGAACCCAUCUGUCACAGACUGAGAUCUAGAACCCACCUGUCACAGACUGAGAUCUAGAACCCACCUGUCACAGACUGAGAUCUAGAACCCACCUGUCACAGACUGAGAUCUAGAACCCACCUGUCACAGACUGAGAUCUAGAACCCACCUGUCACAGCCUGAGAUCUAGAACCCGCCUGUCACAGACUGAGAUCUAGAACCCAUCUGUCACAGACUGAGAUCUAGAACCCACCUGUCACAGACUGAGAUCUAGAACCCACCUGUCACAGACUGAGAUCUAGAACCCACCUGUCACAGACUGAGAUCUAGAACCCACCUGUCACAGACUGAGAUCUAGAACCCACCUGUCACAGACUGAGAUCUAGAACCCACCUGUCACAGACUGAGAUCUAGAACCCACCUGUCACAGACUGAGAUCUAGAACCCACCUGUCACAGACUGAGAUCUAGCACCCACCUGUCACAGACUGAGAUCUAGAACCCACCUGUCACAGACUGAGAUCUAGAACCCACCUGUCACAGACUGAGAUCUAGAACCCAUCUGUCACAGACUGAGAUCUAGAACCCACCUGUCACAGACUGAGAUCUAGAACCCA
Molecule: messenger RNA, 9067 nt
Organism: Oncorhynchus keta (chum salmon)
Lineage: Eukaryota; Metazoa; Chordata; Actinopteri; Salmoniformes; Salmonidae
Exons: 4
Coding region: 5869-7254 (461 amino acids)
Source: RefSeq, a predicted model, not a curated record